Molecule: messenger RNA, 933 nt
Organism: Aplosporella prunicola CBS 121167
Lineage: Eukaryota; Fungi; Ascomycota; Dothideomycetes; Botryosphaeriales; Aplosporellaceae
Exons: 2
Coding region: 1-933 (310 amino acids)
Molecular function (GO): RNA-DNA hybrid ribonuclease activity; nucleic acid binding
Source: RefSeq, a predicted model, not a curated record
AUGACUCCAAACUUCCAAAACCAACUUUCCUCCGCCGGCUCUGCCGGCCCUCACGCCCUCGACCCCGCCCUCGACCCCGCCCCCACUCCCGCCCCCACUUCCGCUCCAGCUCCCGCUCCAGCUCCCCCGAGCUACGCGUUCCCCGUGCCGCCGCCAUUGCGGCAACCCCAGUCAAGUGUUCCGCAGCGCCGGGAGGAUGGGGACAUCUGCGGGCCCCUCGUCUGGCUCCACCACGACCACGCGCGGGCGAUUGGGAUCGCAGUGCAGGAGGAGUUCGAGCGGCGCAAAGAGCUGGAUCGUCUCGUGAUGUGGACGGAUGCCGGCUGCCCUGUCGACAAGUUACAGAGACCGUCCGGAUUCUCGAUCACCUGGCAGGAGAACCGCAACCACGACAUACCAUGGACGGACAAGUCAGCAGUGCUGUUCCCGAAGUCCCAUGAGCAGAUCAAUGCCAGCUACGCAGAGACCAUGGCGAUUCUCCAUGCUCUCAAGAUUGCGUAUGCUGCUAAAGGUUGCGGGAGAAACACGGUGGCGACCGUGGCCGUGUACACCGACAGCCAACCUGCCCUGCAGAACAUCCACCGUGGCCUCACUGGUCUUAGUUUGGUUGACGUCCAAAGCUUCGCCAGCAUGGAAGACCGGUCGUCUGAGCGCAUCAUCAGGGAGGUGCUCUCCUGCAUCUACGACCUCACGGUCCUAGGUGUACGUGUCGAGUUGCGCUGGGUACCGCGUGAUCAGGUCCUGGGCAACAAGCGCGCUGAUCGGCUUGUGCAAGCGGCUAGGCGUGUUGGCGACUUGCUCAUGUACGGCAGCGACUAUCGCCACAGGCCAAAGGAGGGAUGGGAUGCAGACGUGGGUUGGAGGUGGGUCCCUGUAUGGUUGGUGGAGGGUGACGAAGAUCUGCGUGGUCAGAUCCGUUUCUAUCGCGAGUAG